This is a messenger RNA of Pogona vitticeps (central bearded dragon), 1187 nucleotides long. RefSeq names its product cell death inducing DFFA like effector c (gene CIDEC). NCBI's taxonomy places the organism in Eukaryota, Metazoa, Chordata, Lepidosauria, Squamata, Agamidae. The record is from RefSeq and is a predicted model, not a curated record. Gene Ontology annotation, biological process: apoptotic process; regulation of apoptotic process.
AAAUCAAGAGCAGAAAGGCAGACCAGGCAUUACCCAGAAGAGGCACGCCGCUGCUGCGAGGGCAAAGCGACCCAGCUCAGCAAAACUCCACUUGGAAGGAUGGAUUAUGCCAAGAAAUCCCUGUUUCUCCUGUCUCCACGCUCUCUCUCGAAGUGUGUGUCCGCCAGCCCUGCUCCCCGCGCCCGGCCUUACCGGGUCAGCAACUGUGACCGCACUCUGCGCAAGGGGAUCGUGGCCGAAAGCCUGGAGGAUCUGCAAGAGAAGGCCCGCAGUGCCCUGCUUUUGGUAGGAAACAUCUCUUUGGUCCUGGAUGAAGACGGAACCGGUGUGGAAACAGAGGAAUUUUUCCAGACUUUGGAGGACGGCACUGUGCUGGUGGUGUUAACCAAAGGACAGACGUGGCGGCCGGCCAAGGAUCCAGGCUACCAGCUCUCGCUCUCCCACCAGCCCCGGCGCAGGAUUGACGUGGCCUGUGUAACCUUCGACCUCUACAAGACGAACCCACGAGACUUCAUUGGCUGCUUGAAUGUCAAGGCCACCCUCUAUGGCACUUACAGCAUGUCCUACGACAUGCAGUGUUACGGCGCUAAAAGGAUAAUGAAAGAAGCUUUACGCUGGACGCUUUUCACCAUGCAAGCCACGGGCCACGUGCUGCUCGGUACGUCUUGUUACAUGCAGCAGUUGCUGGAUGCCACCAAAGAGGAGAAGGAGGACGACUUGCCACCCGGAUGCCACCUCCAGGCUCCUCCUUCUAGAAAGAUGCUUCAGUGACACUAGGGACCCACAUGGACCUCUCUUUCCUCCAGCUGCUGGAGACACUGAACUGAUAACGCCAAGCGGUGUUGCAUGGGCUGAAAUGAUGGAGCCACGUGGUGGUCCAACGGUGGACUUGUGUUUCUGCCUGGCAGUGACUGCAAAACCCAUCUGGCAGAUGUCGCUGGGAACCCAUGAAGUCUUACAGCUGUUGUACUAUCCUGUUACUGUCAUGUUUUGCUGUGCGGAGCAGAUUAUUUUUGUCUGGAGGUCCUGCCUCUUCUGUCGGAUGGAAGACCAGCUUCUCAGGAGAACCCCAAGCUAUCCUUCAAUUGCACUUUUUAUAACAAAACGUGUUAACUUCCCUGCAUGAUGCCAAGCACAGACUGAUAUUACACUGUAAAUAUGUCCAUUAAAAUCACAUUUUCUUAAAA